AUGUCAGUGUCACAGGCAGCUUUCAAGGCCGAGAAGGCUGUUGGCCACGAUGGUAGCACCAUCACACAACAAGAUGUCACCAACUAUUCACAAAGCGGCAAGAGUGAGAACAUGAAAGCUCUCGUAUGGCAAGCAAAAAACAAGGUUGAGAUUAUCGAUACCCCUCGUCCCAAGAUUAUUGAGCCCCGAGAUGUCAUUCUGAAAGUCACCGGAAGCACACUCUGCGGAAGUGACCUGCACUUACUUCACGGAUCGGUCAUCCAAAUGCAAAAGGGCGACAUUCUCGGCCAUGAGUUCUGUGGCGUUGUCGAUGAGGUCGGAUCCGAAAUCACCGGCAUCAAGAAGGGCGGCCGUUACGUUGCAUCAUUCCAAAUCGCCUGUGGAGACUGCUUCUUCUGCAAACAGAAACUGUCAUCCCAGUGCGAGCGCACAAACUCCAACAGCACUGAGCACGCCAUGUACGGUGGCCAGACCGCGGGUAUGUUCGGCUACUCGCACUUCACCGGCGGAUUCGCUGGUGGCCAGGCAGAGUAUGUACGCGUGCCUCUAGGCGACGUGAAUCUCCUGCCCAUCCCGGACGACGUCCCCGAUGAGAAGGCUUUGUAUCUUUCCGACGUGCUCGCCACGUCGUACAACUGCGUCAAGGAUACCGCUGUGUACAAGGGCGAUGAGGUCGCCAUUUGGGGCGCUGGCCCCAUCGGCCAGAUGUGUGGCAUUUUUGCGAUCAACGAGGGCGCAUCCAAGAUCAUUUUUGUGGACGAGGGGACAAGACUGGAUUUGGUCAAGAGCAAGUGGCCGGCAGAGCACCAAGACAAGCUGGAGCUCGUUGACUAUAAGAAGCUGAGUUUUGGCGUCACAAACAAGCCUACCGUUGUUAGCAAGCUUAAGGAGUUGUGCGGCGGCCGUGGCCCCGAUGUCGCCUUGGAGUGCGCCGCUGGCGAGUAUCCCAAGGGUUGGAUGCAUACGGUGGAGAUGGCUGUUGGUGCCGAAACAGACACCAGCGAGCUGGUCAACGAGAUGAUUGAGAGCGUGAGGAAUUUUGGCCGAUGUGGCAUUACCGGUGUCUAUGUUGGAUACACCAACCACUUCAACAUCGGGUCUCUGAUGGAGAGAGGUAUUCGUCUGAUUGGCAACGGACAAGCACCAGUCCACCUGUACUGGGAAAACUUGAUGAAGGAAAUCCAGUCAGGCAAGCUGGAUCCCCUGCAAAUGGUGUCCCACCGAAUCACUCUUGAGGAUUUGGAUAAGGUUUAUUACAAAUUUGACAAGCACGAGGAUGGCCUUCAGAAGAUCUUUGUUGAGACAAAGCACUCUUUCCCGAAGGCUGCUGGGUCUCCUGAGUUGACACGCGGCAUCUUGGACGCCUGGAAAGCUGCUCACUCGACCACAUUGUCCAAUGUCACUCCUAUGAGUUUCAAUGACAAUGCCAACAGACCACAGAAGCUCACUUUCAUUAUCAAAUAUACGGAAAGCCAGCCUACCACGUAUCAAUUCAGUCACCUCGGUGCUGGCUCUGGACAUGUCUUCAGCGCCGAUGAGCCUGAUAACCAUUUUACAGAAGCUGAAGCCUUGACAGUCUUCGCCAAUAUAAGCAUCUCACCACAAUUAGUCGCGGUUGGGCCCGGCGAAUCUGCUACAGUCUCCGUGUCAGUAACCAAAGAGCCCGACCUGCCAGAAGCGGUACUUCGUGGCUCGUAUUUUGGGGGCUAUAUCGUGGUCGAUGCUGUUGAGGGCUCGGCCGAGGUCAGCAAGCUGCAACUGCCCUACAUCGGAUGCGGCGCACCACUCGCUGUCAUGCCAAUCAUGAAUACCACGGCCUCAUACUCGGCGGUCUUGAACUUCCCAACCUCUACGAUCACGCCCGCCAAUGACUACAAGGGCACGCUACACCCAGCAGUAGUGCUAGCACUCAACGUGCCUACACGGGACAUGACACUCAGCGUCGCAAAUGCAGUGAAUGGCGAGAAUAUGCUUGUCUCGUCGCGUAUUGUAUCGCCGGAUCUCUAUAAUUGGGGUUCCACAUACGGCAAUGGUGUAGAUGGCAAUUACACUCGCCUUUCCGAGGGAGACCAUACUGGGCGAACCACGUCUUUGAAACUCAAUGCAAGCCCGGACGAUGAAGACAUCUGGGAGAUGUGGGAGUCAUUUAAACGGAACAUAAGGUGGACGACAAAUCCCACAGCCAAGCGAUGA
Messenger RNA from Diaporthe amygdali, 2193 nucleotides. RefSeq names its product sglutathione dehydrogenase. Bases 1 to 2193 code for a protein of 730 amino acids. Lineage: Eukaryota; Fungi; Ascomycota; Sordariomycetes; Diaporthales; Diaporthaceae. Gene Ontology annotation, molecular function: serine-type endopeptidase activity; oxidoreductase activity; zinc ion binding. The record is from RefSeq and is a predicted model, not a curated record. Gene Ontology annotation, cellular component: membrane; cell wall. The transcript is spliced from 5 exons.